AUGGCUCUUGAUGAUAUUGCAAUAGAACAUUGUAGUACUCUUUCUCCAACAACUACUUCAAUAUCAACAACAACAAUAACCACAACUGUUAGUACUGCCAUCACCACUACAACUCAAAUUAUAACGACUACUAGUACUUCGACAUUGCAAACAAUCACAUCAUCAACAACAACAGUAAUAUUGACAACAUCAACAAUGUCUACAAGUACAUCAACACAAAACCAUGCUCGAAGAUCAUUAUCUUCGAGCGGAUUUAAUGCGAUUGUAAAGAAAUUUUCUCAACGUCUUUCUUUACCUUUUUCUGUAUAUGGACCAUCUAAUGCAACUUUUUGUAAUGGUAUUGCUUCUCGAUAUCCAAUUCGAUGUUAUUCUGUUCAGAAAACAAGUUUUCAUUCCGAAGGUGGCUUCAGAUCUAUACUUCAAUGUUGUUUAGAUGCUAUUCAAAAUGUAACACUUGCUGUAACACAUUUCGAUUAUUUAGAUGAAGAUGAUCGAUUAAAACAAAUGAAAGAAUUUAAUUCAUAUGAACAUAAUAUUGAUAUACUAAUGGGUGAUAUGAAUGCAUUGACAAGAGAAGAUUAUUCAGAUGAUUAUUAUAAAAAACCUCGUUUUGAUUUAACUCAAUUAAUAACACAUGAAUGGAAUUAUCAAGAUGCUUUUAAAAAGAUAAAUCCAACAUUGAAGAAUGAACAAGUAGCAACAUGUCCUUAUGGAACACGAAUUGAUUAUAUUUAUAUACAUCCUCGUAUUAAUGAUCAUUGGAAUUUGAACAAAUAUCAAAAUAAACAAGAUAUUUCGUCUUUUCAAAAUGUCCUUCUAGACUUUGUUAUAUGA
This is a messenger RNA of Rotaria sordida, 834 nucleotides long. Lineage: Eukaryota; Metazoa; Rotifera; Eurotatoria; Philodinida; Philodinidae. The record is from the annotation of a GenBank genome assembly.